CCCACAACCAAUCUCAAAUCACCUUCGGGUCGGGGGAACGACAUGGAAGACUCGUCAGUACUUACGUUACGUCAUCCGGUGUCGAUCACGUCAAUGGGGAUUCGUUUAAAUAAAAGGCCACGAGCUGCCCCUCGUGUCCAGCAUUCACUCUCCAUCAAUUUCUAUCAAUCUAUCCUCCAAUCUUUUCUAAACAACACACACAUCAUGUCCAAAGCAUUCUGCAAGCACUGCGUCGACGUCCAGGAGCUUCCUGGCAAGCCCGCCGGAAAGGAGACCAAGUAUGGCGGCGUCAACGCCUACGUCGCUUCCGGCAGCAAAAAGGGCACCGUGGUCGUGGCCACCGACAUCUUCGGCCUCGCCAUUGACAACCCCAUGAUCGUGGCCGACCGCUUCGCCAAAGAGACCGGCUACACGGUCGUCGUGCCCGACCUGUUCAACGGCGAGCCCAUUUCCCCCAACGACUUCAAGCUGCCCAAGCACAAGGACGAGCCGCAGCCCGAGGGCGCCGACAAGAACUUUGACAUUUUCGGCGCGUGGCUGGGCAAGGGCAACAAGCCUGACGAGACUUACCCCAAGUUCAAGAAGGUCAUCGACCAGGCCGCCCAGGAGGGCCCUGUCGCUGCGAUUGGAUACUGCUACGGUGGCAAAUUGAUGUCGCUUGCUGGACAGGAUGGUGCCGUCAAGGGUGUCGUCAUCAACCACCCCGCCAUGCUCGAGAAGGGCGAGGCGGCCUCCGUCAAGGUGCCGACUCUUAUCAAUGCAUCGGAAGUCGACCCCAUCUUCACCGACGACGUCAAGGAGGAUUGGUUCGAUACGCUCAAGUCAGCCGGCCACCUUGAUCCGGCUUCGACGACUUACAAGAAUGCCGUUCACGGUCAUGCCAUUCGUCCCGACUUGAACAAGCCUGAUAUCAAGAAGGCCUACGAAGACUCUUUUGCAAAAUCGGUCGCUUUCUUCCAGAGAGUGCUGGCAUAAGCAUGGUCACGCGGAAUCGCCGCUUGAAAUGGCUGGUUGCGUACGAUCUGAGGGACCAAAAGCUUUAAGAUAAGAGACAGCCAUUCAAUAAAUUCCAAUUUCAGCCGACCAGUAAUGUCCUCGU
Neohortaea acidophila is the source of this 1099-nucleotide messenger RNA. Its product is annotated as Alpha/Beta hydrolase protein. NCBI's taxonomy places the organism in Eukaryota, Fungi, Ascomycota, Dothideomycetes, Mycosphaerellales, Teratosphaeriaceae. The transcript has a single exon. Gene Ontology annotation, molecular function: hydrolase activity. The record is from RefSeq and is a predicted model, not a curated record. The coding region runs from base 43 to 975 and encodes 310 amino acids.